UACGUCACACACACAGUCUCACACACACGGGAUGGAUACAUACACGGAGAUCAGGGGAAGGAGGGAGGGGAAAUACACACACACACACACACACACAGCAUCCGUGUGCAAGCAUCACAGUAUAAGGAUUAAGAGCAUCCCACAUCAUUCACAGCAGCAUGGCGGAAGGUUCUGUGUCUUUGGCUGAGAUUGAAACAGCUUUUAAGAAGUUUGCAGUGCAUGGAGACACCAAGGCCACGGGGAAGGAGAUGAGCGGGAAGAACUUUGCCAAGCUAUGCAAGGACUGCAAGGUGAUUGACGGGAAGGGCGUCACCACCACUGACGUGGACAUCGUCUUCAGCAAAGUCAAAGCCAAGUCAGCACGUGUGAUUACCUUCGAGCAGUUUACCCAGGCUCUGACAGAGCUGGCUCCAAAGCGCUUUAAAGGGAAGAGCCAGGAAGAGGCCCAGCAGCUCCUUUACGGCCUCAUCGCCGGCAAAGAGCCCGCUAACCUAGGCGUCACAAAAGUGGCGAAGGCGGGAGCCGUGGACCGUUUGACAGACAGCACUAAAUUCACCGGAUCUCAUAAGGAACGCUUUGACGAGACGGGAAAAGGGAAAGGCAAAGCAGGAAGAGAGGAUAUUCCCGAUUCCAGCGGCUAUGUGAGUGCAUACAAAGGCCAGGGCACUUAUGAGAGCAAAGUGAAAGAAGGCGAAUGAGAGGACGAGGAGGACGGCGCCGGUUCUGAUCCUGCUGCAUGUAUUAUUGUGUAUUAAUGAUGCUGUAUAUCUGCUUCAUACGUAUUUGGACAAGCUAAACCGAACUAACCUCAACAUCCAUGACCCUUCCCAGGAAGUUCCUGCAUUUUUCCUGCUCUGUACUAACAGCCUUCUCGCUCACAUUCCAGCAGUGUCUCGUCCAACAAAUGCUGUUUCUUUCGCUUUCCUAAUAUUAGUGCCUUGUCGCUUUGGUCCACUGUGAGAAGUUCUGUAGCUUUCAGCCUCUCUUAAGACCAAUGCUAUUUAUUUGACUAAUAAUCUGUAAUAAUCUGUAACCACAUAGAAAGUUAAGACAAAGUGAUCUGAGUGCUAGAAGGUUAGAUGAAUAAUGGUGAACUAAGUUCAGUGCAAAGCUUCACCCUGAUAUCUCACUUACUGUAAAGAGAAAGUAAAUGUUCUCUGCUGGCUAGAUUUCUGCACUUGGAUCAGCUUUCUGUUUUUCACUUUCUGUCUGUAUCUGUUACAUAAUGUUGAAUAUUCCCAAAUAAAAUAUAUCCUCAGAUUAAAAGAAUGUUCUGUUUUUAGGUUUCAGAACAACACACUGUGACCAGUAU
This is a messenger RNA of Hemibagrus wyckioides, 1312 nucleotides long. RefSeq names its product tubulin polymerization-promoting protein family member 2 (gene tppp2). Gene Ontology annotation, biological process: positive regulation of protein polymerization; microtubule polymerization; microtubule bundle formation. Gene Ontology annotation, cellular component: microtubule. Gene Ontology annotation, molecular function: tubulin binding. The record is from RefSeq and is a predicted model, not a curated record. Lineage: Eukaryota; Metazoa; Chordata; Actinopteri; Siluriformes; Bagridae. The transcript has 4 exons. Bases 159 to 698 code for a protein of 179 amino acids.